Theobroma cacao (cacao) is the source of this 1748-nucleotide messenger RNA. RefSeq names its product molybdate transporter 1 (gene MOT1). Lineage: Eukaryota; Viridiplantae; Streptophyta; Magnoliopsida; Malvales; Malvaceae. The record is from RefSeq and is a predicted model, not a curated record. Gene Ontology annotation, molecular function: molybdate ion transmembrane transporter activity. Gene Ontology annotation, biological process: molybdate ion transport.
UUCAAGGCCGCUGUUCAGAAGAUGCUUCACGCCAUAAGGAGCGGCUCAUAUUUUCGGUUCACUAUCGGCCUCUCAUGAACCAAAAGGAUGGUCAACGUUUACCGAGUUGCUUGUAUAAAUAAAACCCACAUUCACAGAUACACUUCACAGCCAUGGAGUCUCGAAGCCCCCAAGUCCCACUUCGCCGAACCGCUGAACACUUGACUGAAACCCCUCCCAGCAACCCUUCACCGACCAACAUAGUUGAUAAAGUGAAAAGAAACUUAGUUUUCCAAUCCAAAUGGGCAGAAUUGAAUGGUGCCAUGGGAGACUUGGGCACAUAUAUUCCUAUUGUGUUGGCCUUGACACUUGCCAAGGACCUUAACUUGGGCACCACGUUAAUAUUCACUGGUGUCUACAACGUUGUCACCGGCGCCAUUUAUGGUGUUCCGAUGCCUGUCCAACCGAUGAAGGCGAUUGCAGCGGUAGCUAUAUCAAAUGGUUCCGAUUUUAAUAUCCCGGAAAUCAUGGCAGCUGGAAUCUGUGCUGGUGCGAUUUUGUUGGUUUUGGGUGCUACAGGGUUGAUGCAGCUAGUGUACAAACUUAUACCUCUCUCUGUUGUUAGGGGAAUUCAGCUGUCACAAGGGUUGUCAUUUGCUAUGACUGCUGUUAAGUACAUUAGAAACGUUCAGGAUUUUUCCAAGUCAAAAUCUAAAGGGGAUAGGCAUUGGCUGGGAUUGGAUGGAUUGGUUUUGGCAAUUGUUUGUGCUUGUUUCAUAAUUGUUGUUAACGGUGCAGGUGAAGAAAGAAAUGAAGGAGAGGCUAAUGUUGCUGAAGAAAGGAACACGAGAAGAAAAAAAAUCAGGAAAGUAAUGGCUACUAUUCCUUCAGCUUUUAUCAUAUUCUUGUUAGGUGUAGUUUUGGCAUUCAUAAGAGGGCCUAAAGUUGUGAAUGACAUUAAAUUUGGACCGUCUUCUAUAGAGGUUGUGAAAAUAACUAGUCAUUCAUGGAAGGAAGGAUUCAUCAAGGGUACAAUUCCUCAACUGCCUUUAUCAGUACUAAACUCAGUGAUUGCGGUCUGCAAAUUGUCAUCAGAUCUUUUUCCAGGAAGGGAAUUCUCGGCUACCUCAGUUUCAGUAACUGUCGGGCUAAUGAACUUGGUGGGGUGCUGGUUUGGUGCCAUGCCAUGCUGCCAUGGUGCAGGUGGGCUAGCUGGGCAGUACAAGUUUGGAGGCAGGAGUGGUGGGUGUGUAGCCAUUCUUGGGGCAGCCAAGUUGGUCUUGGGUUUGAUAUUGGGAACUUCUUUGGUGACGAUUUUGCACCAGUUUCCCGUUGGUCUUUUGGGUGUUUUGCUGUUGUUUGCAGGGAUUGAACUAGCAAUGACUUGCAGGGACAUGAAUUCAAAGGAAGAAUCGUUUGUGAUGCUAAUAUGCACAGCUGUUUCCCUUGUGGGCUCAAGUGCAGCACUUGGCUUUGUGUGUGGAAUGCUAGUGCAUGUGCUUCUUAAGUUACGCAACCUGAGCAGAGAUCAGCCCUGUUCUACGGUGUGCAUGCCUGGUACUCCAUAAUAAUACCAUGUUGUAAAGUUAAGCUGUGUGUAAACAAUGCUUGAAAGAACUCUAGAAGCGUAUUUUGUUUCAUUGAAUUUCCUUAUUAGCUAUUUAAUAAGCUUUUCUUCUAUCCUUCUCCUUGUUGGCUUUCAAAAUCCAAACCCUGAAUGAGGGCAAGAAGAGAAUGAAAGUCAAAACCAAUGCACAGCAUAUUCUCCA